CGCGAUAAUCUCGAUAACUCUUUCGAGUCUCUAGACUCCUCCGUCGGUGGAUGCAAUAUCAAAAUGACAUGCCGUGUUGAACAAGUAGGACAAAAUGCGUGGUACAUUGAUUGCAGAGAUUCAUUCAUAACGAAGCAGGACAAGUACCGAUGGGCGGAGCCAUUUCUUCUCUAUCGAGAGGACAGCCGUUUCACACACAACACCACCGCUUCGUACAAAUUACACGAGACUGUUCCGGAUUACUUCAGCGGUGCUGUAUUGCAAAGACAUCAUUUGAUUGACUCUAAUCCUGGUGUCGUCACGUUGAAGUUCCAAGUGGCCUUCAAUUUAGCCGUUGUGUGGUUGAUUGUAUUUGUUUCACUGAGUAAAGGACUGAAAUCUUACGGAAAAGUUGUAUACGUUUUCACACUAGCGCCCGUGUUCGGCACGUUAGUCCUUUGCGCGAAACUGAUCGGACUCCUUCCGGGCUCGUUCCACCAACUUUUCCCUGCCACUGUUUGGAGCGAAUUCUUUAUUAAUGGGAAGUCAUGGGUGGCUGCCUCGAACGAGGUUUUCCUCACAUGGGGUUUACUCGGUGCAGCCGCUAUGCAGAUAGCGGCUCAUAACAAGCACAAGCAUCUCCUACAGCGCGAUACAAGUGUCGUGGUAAUCUUGACGUUCCUGGUCCUCUUUCUCACGGCUUUUCUUGCGAAUACCUGCGUACAAAUCCUCAGGCUUCACGGCUACAUCUACACUACUAGUUCUUUCGAGAGAAUAUCAGGGUAUACGUUUAUGAGGCUUACCAAUGAUCCAGCGCCACCAGGAUAUGGUAUCACGCCAGAGAGAUUCAUGUCUCACGCAUCGUUUCUUCUUGGACAACGCGUAAUACGACCUGGCGUGGACACAAGUGUCGAGUCCGGAUACCAGGUGUUACGGUUAGCCACUGAAUUGAUGCCUUCGACACUGGCAUUGUUAGGCACUGAACAGGUGUCGCCGUUCUGGGCAGUCCUGUUUUAUUUCAUUCUCAUUUUAUUUGGAAUCGCACAACAGCUGGCGAUCUGGCAUUGUGUAAUAACUGGUAUAAUGGCGAUCAAUACGAAAAUGAUGAAGCUCUGGGAGACCACGAUCACGUUUUUUAGCUGCGCUUGUGGUUACGUACUCGGAUUACCUAUGGCUACGGAGAAAUAUUUAACGGAGCAUAUAACACAUUGCGCGGCAGUCUUGGAGGAAUGUCCGAACAAAUGCGGGGUUUAUGUUCCUCGCAGGAACCUAGAAGUACACGAGAAAAUAUGCAACAAGGGAACAUCGAUGAGAAACAGUCAAAUAAGGGAUAUCCAAGAUUCGGUGUGGAAAGAAAAAGUAUUCUCGGUACUGACGUUGUUGCGUUUAGCUAUCGAUCAGGGGGAAAAAGAGCGGAUUCGUUUGCAGGAUGAUCUCUCUAGAAAUUUAAGUCUACUACAUUCUCAACAGGAAUCUUUCGCCGCAUUGCAAUUGAAUAUCGAGGAAGCGGUCAAAGAAUUUCGCAGUAACCACACAGCAUUGAAUCGAAGGUUGAAUACUCUGGAGAUGAUCACCGACGAUAUGCAGCAUUGCACUACCUUGAAUUUACGACAAAUCUCUGAGCAGCUAAAAUUAUUGGAGGGAGAAUUGACUGACGAACAAGGCAAACACGUGUGCACGCCAAACGAUUGGUUCCAGGAAUUGAAAGACGUGAAGACGUUCGUCGCUAAGGAGAGCGUACGCGCGAGCGAUAUAUGGCAGGAACAUUCGCAACGUAUCAACGAUUUGAAAUUGGAAUUGGAAAUGAGGUGUAAGAAUAUGAAAGAAGUAAUAUCCAAACAUGAUAUUUUAUCAGAAAAGGUGAAUAGCUUGUCGAAAGAAAUCUGUAAACACGCCGAGAGCGUGGCCAAACGAAAAUCGGAGAUAAAAGGUCUAAAGUUUCAAAUGAAGGAGAAUCUGAAAUAUAUCGAAGAGCUAAUAGCAGAGAACUGUAGACCGGAACCAUCGUUGAGUUUAUGUUCCUGCGAAGGUGUGGAGAGUGCCUCAACGAAUGGCCAUAUUAUAUGGCGAAUCGAUCGUUACAAAGAAAAUAUGAACGAGGCAAAGGAAAGCGAUCGCGCGCUCUAUAGUCCGAUAUUUCACAACAAGGAAUAUGGUUACACUCUGAGAAUGGAAUUGUUUCUAAACGGUAGAGGACAGUGGAAGGAUCGUCACAUUAUCGGAUGUUUGCGCGUAGAGAAUGGAAAGUGGGAUCCCUUACUGGAUUGGCCCUGCAUUCUUAGAGCUGUCGUAAAUCUACGAGACCAAGAUAAUCCUGCAAACGAUGUUAGGAAAAUCGUGAAGACCGUGGGCCGAGAUAAAGAUGUCUCGGAUCCCGAUAAGGAAUCUGGACUGUAUAUGUUUAUUCCCCAUACUACAUUGAGCAGAUAUUCCGGUUAUACCAAAAAUAACGUUAUAUUUUUGGAUAUACAAGUGAAGGAUAUAAAGACGAGUUUGGGUAUUUAUGUCGUGUACUAUCUCGAUUACACCGUCGGCGGGGCAUGGUGGAUAAUAUUUUUGUAUCUAAUACAAAUCGUCGCUCUGUUCGCGAUCCGCGGGCGGCCGCACUCCGGCGAGGCAGUCGUCGCCGAGUUAUUCCCACCAAGUGGACGAUAUCUCAAGUACUGGGUCGCCCCUCUCCUCUCCUUCACGUGGACCGUUGUUCUCCCCCUUACUUUGGUGGCUCUGAGUAUUAUAGUUUUCAAGAGCGGUGACUUCUGGGAACUGUAUUCUUAUCGUCGCACGAGCAAAGAUUACUGGGUUGUGUGGGCGAGGCAACUUGGAACGGCGAUUCAACUGACACCGAUACUCAUAAUACCGGUAGUGUCUGCCAUACAAGCGUGUCGAUACUUGAAUAACGGACCACCCGAUAUAUUCGAUAGAAUUCAAUUGCUUUGUCGACCGAUGGAUCCAGAAGAUCCUCGCGACGCUCAGACUCAAAUUGGAAACGACACCAGCACCAGCUUGCACGGAAACGGAAUCUUACCCACCGCAACCACGGAGAUACCUUUCGAGGAUCCGCCGCCGAAGUACACACCUCCGCCUAGCUAUACUACAGCGACCGGAGCACGGAUCGCGAAGAUGCUGCGGCAGAGCUUCCGGCGAAGCGUGCGGAGGAUCGCGAACGUGUUGGGAGAGAGCAGCGCGCCGCGACAGAGGCCGGCGUUGCAGCCACCGCCUCCUGAUUAUGCGACCGUCCUGGUGGAGAUGAACCAGAGCGGCGCGCCGAUGUCGCACGAUCACGUCGCAAUCCACGUGUUGUCGGAACCGCGGCCGGAUGUGACGAAUACUGGCGAUAGCCGGCACGGCAUGGACGUGUCGGCGAUCGAGCGUCGUCAUCGGCCGAACACCAUCGACCGCGCCAGCAAGAUCGGCAUCGCGAACAGAUCGCGCACAAUCGAACGCACUCACUCGACGAUCGACCGUGGUCGCCGGCCGUGUGCGAACGCUGCCACGAACACCCUGUCCGGUUCGAACUUAACGGCCGCCGACGUGGCGAAUCUGCUUCGUAGCAGUAUACGCAGGGGCACCGCGAGGACGCAGCAUUCCUUACGUAGGAGCUUCUGCCACGAGGUACCGACGACGGCGGCGUCCGUCGAAAAUCUAGUCGAAGCCGCUGCACCUAUCGGCGAGGACUCCUUGAUCUUAUCGAAGGACGCGCCUCUAGUCCCUGAUGAACAGGUCGGCGACCACAAUCGCCGCGACGGCGACGAUCACGACGAUGGCAACGACAGUGAGGAGAAAAAGACUGCAAGCGAAAUGGAAAGUUCCGUUUCUGUGAUAUAGACUGAUACAUCGGUUUGCACGAAAUCGGCAUUUCGGGUCGGGUGACACCAGCGAUUGACUUAAUGAUUCGUUGCCCCUCUCUCUUUAAGCUGUAAUAUCUACUUGUAAUAUAUAGAUGGAGAGAAGACUUUGUUAACCAUAAUCGACGUCGACAUCGACGCGAUUUGCUCACAGCCUCCAAGUGCUUGAACUCCCUCGAGAUUAAGAUGUUUUGUUCCCGAGCCCGAGCAAUUGCACGCGCAUGUUACUACUCCGAAGUAUUUUUGUGUUC
Trachymyrmex cornetzi is the source of this 4075-nucleotide messenger RNA. RefSeq lists its product as uncharacterized. NCBI's taxonomy places the organism in Eukaryota, Metazoa, Arthropoda, Insecta, Hymenoptera, Formicidae. The record is from RefSeq and is a predicted model, not a curated record. Gene Ontology annotation, biological process: nitrogen compound transport; amino acid import across plasma membrane; sodium ion transmembrane transport. Gene Ontology annotation, molecular function: L-amino acid transmembrane transporter activity; protein binding; amino acid:sodium symporter activity. Gene Ontology annotation, cellular component: plasma membrane. The transcript has 9 exons. Bases 64 to 3804 code for a protein of 1246 amino acids.